AUGGCUAGUUCGGGCUAUCAUCCGUCAACAGCAGCUUGGAGCAGCGGCGUCGUAUCGCCGAUGACACGAGAUCACAGGGGCUCUUUCGACUUUAAUCAACCCCCACAGCAACCUGCGCAAUGGCAUUCGCCAUUUCCAGAGGCAGGCUCAAUGUCCGCCGGCCACUCAUCACCUGGAGAUACGUCGCAUUCAUAUUGGGGCAGGCACACCGAUUCUCCACUAACACCCGCCUACUCGCCUCACAUGUCCGUACCGACUACGUCUAUGCCAAUGGACUCACGAAACAGCUUUACAUCGUUUGCGCCGCCAAGGAAUGAUUCAACUUGGUCGGCUCCCGCAAGGUCUACAUCUUUGGGAGUGGUGGAAGAUUAUCCUUCCGGUUACCAAAGAAGUCAAUAUCACCCGCAACCUCUAUCUCUGGAUCUACGGCGCCGUCCAUCGGACAUGCAUCCUCCGUCUUUAAUGACUAGUACAAACUCGUCGCAUACAUCGAUUUCGGAAUCUAGCUUAACGCCUAUGUCGGCACCAGUCUCAAGCCCACCCGAUCAUUGGGGUGUGCCCUCAAACUGGAGCGCUCUACCGAACAGUGCAGUAACCAAACCUACAGACUUCGGAACUUGGUAUUCUGAGCCGACCCUGGAAAAAGUGCAAGAGGAGGACCUUCCACCUCGCUACGGCGAGCAGCCGGCGAUUGUCUACGUGGACGGGGAACACCAAUGA
This is a messenger RNA of Bacidia gigantensis, 720 nucleotides long. RefSeq lists its product as uncharacterized. The transcript has 2 exons. The record is from RefSeq and is a predicted model, not a curated record. Bases 1 to 720 code for a protein of 239 amino acids. Lineage: Eukaryota; Fungi; Ascomycota; Lecanoromycetes; Lecanorales; Ramalinaceae.